AUGUCGGGUCAUCAAGGUCCUGCGGUACCAAUGCCGUUUAUAUUCACCGACUGCAAGGGCAAAAGCCAACCGGAAAAGCGAAAGCUUAUCAGGCAGCAUGUUAUGCUAGGCAAGAACCGUGGAAAGACACGGAAAGGCACUGGAAAAUCGAACACCUCAAGUGUCACCGAAACAUACAAGGAUGUCCAAGAUGGGUCUUCUGCGCUCAUUGUCAAAUUGCAAUAUUCGAGGAUCCCGGACAGAGUCGGCAAUGAGCUUUCAUUCACGCAAUUCGCUGCUCCAGUGGAACCGCCCCUCAUGCAAGAACUUUUGAAGUUCUCUCUCAUGGCAAAGAGAUUGUUAUACCCACUGGAAAGCUGUAUCGAGUUCCACAAGAAGAACGAGAUCGACACAUUAUGGUUUGAUCUCUUGACCCUCGACGCGGCAUAUUUGCAUGCCGUACUCUUUCUAUGCCAAACAUACUCAAGCUUAAUAUCUGAACAUGAAUCACCAAUUGCAACGCAAAGAGCCUUGACGCACCACUCAAUCACGCUCCAUUUACUCCGCGAGAGACUAUCAAAGGAGUCACAAGUUGACUUGAUUUCCGAUGCUACAGUCCUCAUCGUCUUAAAUCUAGCCAGACAUUCACAUCUUGUGCACGAAGAUGCAUCUGCGAGCCACCACAUGGGUGGGCUACGCAAAAUCGUCAAUUUGAGAGGUGGCUUAAAUGCCUUCAGAUGUGAUCUGAUGAUAGCCGUUGAUAACGGCAAAAAGCCUAUAUUUUUCCAAGACCCCGUUUUCGAGCCUUUGUUUCCACACGAUCUGGUUCUCCCUGGUGCGGACCAGAGUGACUUCAAUUUGGGGUCUUCUAGCAAUUCAGCCGAAUCACAAAUAAAUGAUGAUCUAUCUGGAGCCUACUCAGCCAUGAGAAGAUUCUGUUUAGCAAUCAACAUCGCUUCCAAACAUAACCGCCAGCUCCCGAAAGAGAUUCUACUGAACACCAUGGCUUCAGUCAUGUAUCGUCUUCUGGGUAUGAGUUUCAAACCAACUACUAUUGAUGAAAUAUUUCGUCUCGGCCUUCUCGCCUUCUCGUCUCACAUCUUCCUCCGUCUUCGAGAUGUGAAACCUUCUCAUACGCGGUUCCCUGAUGCGUAUAGGAAAUCUCUUCUACAAUUUAAUACCUCGGAGGGCUCAUCGUCUAUCCUUCCUUGGUUGAUCAUGAUUGGCGGCCUAUCAGUCUUCGGCCCAGCUGACGGUCCUUGGCUUAUACCCUGUUUACAAGCCAACAUUGAAUCAUGGGGACUGGAGACUUGGAAUGACCUUCGGGCUUACUUGAAACAAUUUCUCUGGAUUGAUUUCUUGCAUGACAAGCCGGGAGAAGCUAUGUAUCGCCUAGCCAUAGCAGAAAAGAAGUGA
Molecule: messenger RNA, 1395 nt
Organism: Penicillium atrosanguineum
Lineage: Eukaryota; Fungi; Ascomycota; Eurotiomycetes; Eurotiales; Aspergillaceae
Product: DNA mismatch repair protein Msh6
Exons: 4
Coding region: 1-1395 (464 amino acids)
Source: RefSeq, a predicted model, not a curated record